AAAACAUCCCCCACCCGCUCCCUCCCCCCACCCAAACCUUUCUGAAGAGCUGCAAUUUAAUCUAUGUCUCUAUCAUGUUGCUUUAACUGGAGACAAAAAAUAAAUGACAUGCUUAUGAGAGCUGGCACCUUAUGAAAGGAUUAUCUCAAUCUGUCAAUAAUAUAGAGCUAACAGUAGUUAUUUGUGAACCAAUUCCACUGCAAGGGUUUGUGCAUUACAUUUCCUACAGAGUAUUCCACAAUGUUCUCUUGCGUAUGCUUGGUUAGUUUUACACUUAAUAGUAAAUUUGACUGUUUUUUUAUGUGAAUUAGCUUCUUGUUUAAGGUUAAUGUGAACUUUAUACAAAUUUGUGUAUACUAGUUCAUCAUUGUUUGCAAGAGCUGCUUUUUCAUUCAUCUUCUUCCGUUGUAUCCAACUGAGUUAUGCACAGUAUAUCUAAAUUUCUGUACCUCUAUACGGAAGUAAUUAACAAAAUUACCAAUUAACCAUAGUGCAAUACCGAUACAUCGCACACUAUGGGAGCGCAGUUAGAAAUUGUCUUACCUAAUUGCAUAUGCUUCGGUGGAAUAUGACUCGGAUCUGGCAAAAGAUGACAGCACACAGAGAAAAAAUCUUGACAGUACAAUUUUGGUCAUUUACCUUUCGGUAUCUUUUUUGGAGCAAGAGAAAUCAGAUUUACCUACAUCAGUGAUACAGUUCAUCUAUCUUUUCCCCUAAUAUCAACACAAUAUUAUUUGGUGCCUUUUAGGUCCUUGAGAAUAUUUUCAGGUUACAUCUAGAAGUUAAUUUUUCUUUGAUUUAAGAAGUGAGAAAGAUGUUUAGCUAUUACUAAUAUGCCGGUAGGCCUUUUGCAUUGUCAAUGCCCUAUUGUUGUGGAGAUUUUGAUUUAGGUGCAGUUUUACUUUUUCCAUAAGACAUUCAUUUUCUGAAUGCUUGGUGCUGAACCCACCACUAGCAUAUUCAAUGAAGAAAAUAAGUUGGUAGGUACUGAAAAUGACUAGUACUAACUUUACAUGCAUGAUGCAGCAGCUUCAGGAUAAGAAAUACCCUUUUUUUUCCCUCAAAGGUACAAAUAAUGGAAAUGGUUUGUCUGAUCAACCAAAGUGUUGUAGUAGAAUAGUCAAUAACAAAAGAAGUUCCACCACAGUAGUCACCAUGUCAUAAACCAGUGAUUUUGUGGUAUACUGUUGCACUGAGGCGCUGUAGUGGGGCUGUAACACUGUGGCACAUGUACUCAUACUCAAGGCAUAUAAGAAUUUUAAUCACCAAGAUUCGGUGUCUUUAUUCUCUAUAUUUAAUUUAUUAAGAGAAAGCAUACCUGCUAUUUUGCUACGAAAGAGAGCUCCCUUUGAACUGCCAGAGGCAUGUCAUGUGUGCACACAAUUCUUAGUCUCAGUUGAAAAAUGUUUCCUUCACUUCACUUGCAAGAAAGUGGAUCAUGGAAAAAGUAAAGGGAAUAGUUGGACUUUGAUUGAUGGGCUACACAUCAUCGUGGACAACUUUUGAGCAAAGAAUUUUAAUCCAUGAUAAGCUGCUAUAUAAGACCAAUGAAUUCACUGUCCUAUGCAAACAUCACAGAAAUUAGAGAAGCAACUAUAUAUGCACAGGACAUCGUAGGAGGAUGAGGAAUUUAUCUUUGCCAUAUAUAGUCAUGGUGCUUUUGGUUUCGUGUUGUUUCAUUCAUGUAUCAAGUAGUGAACCUCCCCAUGGCAAUAUUCUCAAACUCUAUCCCAUGUCAUAGUGAAUAUGGAUCUUAAUCUCUUCUUAAUUCUGGUGGUUUGUUUUGCCAUUCAUAGGUCUAAGAGUGCUACAGGAAAGCAAAGCAACUCCAACCUCUGAUGCAACGACUGAGGCUAUCGAUUUUGAAGAAUCGGAAUUCACCCGUAGUGGAAGUAUGGGGUUUGAGCUCAAUGAUUACCCUGGUUCUGGUGCAAACAACCGCCAUUCGCCACACUCUGAGGGCAAUAGAUGAAGGGACAAACAGCUGAACAAUGGAUUUGUGAUCAACGUUAUAAUUUGCCAGUCUCUCCAGUCUCCAGUCUCCAGUUCACAUGUUCUUGCAUGGAAAAGCAUAAGAAAACUUGAACAGAUGACUGAGAUGACAAAGGAAGAGUGCCAUACUGCCAAGGUUGUAGUGCCAUAAUGCCAUUUAUAGAUCGAAAAUAAUUUGGGAGUACUCCCUAACUUGUAUAGACAUCAAUCUGACGUGAGUAAUAAUAAACAAGGGUGCAAUUUUUUUUUUUUGGGUCUAUGAGUGCUGGAUAAAUUAUCAAGCAUGCACAAAAAAAAAAGGGCUUGCUGAUGUUUGUAAUCUUGGAAUCUAAUGUGUGCUGUUGUAAUACUCAUUUCUCCUUGACAUGUUAAACGAGAUCUAUGAGAAUCAUAAUUUUAUUUAAGCCUUCAUGAAACCAUUACGAAAUAAGAUUCUUUUUUUUUUUGGAGAUACACAAAUACACAAUAACUUUUUGAAGUGUCAAUUUCAGAAAAAGAAAGCCAUAUUUUAUUUUUCAUACUAUUUUACACAAUUUUAACAUUUGUCAUCAUAUCCAACAGAUUGAAUAAUCCACCUACUGGAUGUAUUCAAUAACAAUAUGCCUUAUUGUUUUUGCUCGAGGAAAAUUGAUAUUUAAAUAUAUUUAAAUAUUUAUACUUCCUCCAAUCCAUAAUAUAAGACGUGCACGCAUUAUAAGAUUUGACUAAAAUAUUUGACCCAUAAUUAGUACAAUAUAAAUUAAAAUUUUAUUUGCUGAAGAUAUUAUCAUUGAAUUGAUAUUUGAAAUUAAUAUUUUUUUUUGCUAUAAACCUUUGAGAAAUCAUAAGCCAAAGAUUAUUUUUGAGACCGUAUCAAAUUUUACAGUGUAGAAGAGCAAAAUCCCCUCGCGCGCACACGCGCUCCACCUCCAUGCCGCAAAGCCAUUUGGCGGCGGCGGCGGCGAGACGCGGGCGCGAACUCCGUCCUCGAUGCCGGCGCCGCCCCCGCUCCCUGCGCUCCUGACCGGCCUCGCCCGCCGCGGCGCGACGUCCCCGGCGGCGGCGGCGGCGAGGCAGCUGCACGCGCACCUCCUCAUCCGCGGCCUCCCGCUGCCCGCCCGCGCCGCCGUCGCGCUCGUCGCGUCGUCGUCCUCGCCGCGCCACGCCCGCGCCGUCUUCGACAGCGUACCCGCCGCCUCGGCCAACGUGUACCUAUGGACGGCCACCAUCUCCGCCUACGCGAGGCACGCCUCGUCGUCCUCCUCGCACGCCCUCGAGGUCGCGGGAGAGGCGGUCGCGCUGUUCGCGCUCAUGCUCUGGUCGGGCCCGCGGCCGAACGCCUUCACCGUGACCUCCGUGAUCAAGUGCUGCUCGAAGGUGCGAGCCGUCCAUGAGGGUCUCCAGGUGCACGCGUUCUUGGCGAAGGCCGGGCUGGGCUGCUCCUCCGUGCACGUGGGCGCUGCGUUGCUCGAUCUGUACGGGAAUAUUGGCCUGGUGGGAGAUGCAAGGAGGGUGUUCGACGAAAUGCCCGUGAAGAACGUGGUGGUCGGGAACACUAUGGUGGCGUGCAAUGUAAGGGCCGGUGAUAUGGGAGCCGCGCGAGAGGUGUUUGAUGGGAUGGCAGAGAGGGACCCAAUCUCGUGGAAUACACUCAUGUCCGGUUAUCUGCAUUUGGGGGAUACUGCCACUGUGAGGGAAUUGUUUGAUGAGAUGACAGUGAGGAAUGUGAAUAGCUGGAACACGAUGAUUGCCGCAUGUUCGGAGGAAGGAUCGUUGGCUGAUACAGUCAAGGUUUUCAAUAGGAUGCGUGCGACAGGGUUCGAGCCUGAUGCUGCGACGAUGGCUGUUUUGAUGUCUGCGUGCGCACAGCUUGGUUCUUUGACAAUUGCAGGGCAAGUGCAUGGACUUUUACAGAAGAGUUGUGUUGAGAUGAAUUGCCAUGUCCAGAAUUCGUUGAUUGACAUGUAUGCCAAGUGCGGUUGCAUCAGCCAAGCUCAAUUCUUGUUUACUGAGACAUAUCCAAAGGAUACAGUGUCUUAUAAUGUGAUGAUCAUUGCUUUUGCGCAACAUGGACAUGCAAGAGAUGCAUUGGAUCUUUUCAAUGCGAUGGUUGACUCUGGGUUGCAACCUGAUGCCGUCACAUUUCUUGGCGUACUAUCAGCUUGUGCUCAUGCCGGGCUAGUGGAAUACGGAAAGAACUACUUUGAAUUGAUGAAAACCACAUAUGCAGUUCAGCAAUCCCCAGACCACUACGCUUGUGUGGUUGAUCUAUAUGGUCGAGCUGGGCUCAUUGAAGAAGCGCACUGUUUCGUGAAGACAAUGCCAGUGAAACCACAUGCAGGUGUGUGGGGAGCAUUGCUCAAUGCCUGCAGGAAGCAUUGCCAUGUUGAUGUCGGUGAGAUUGCAGCGAAGGAACUCAUCAGGAUUGAACCCAAGAAUCCUGGCAACUAUGUUCUCCUCAGAAACACCCUAGCUCGAGGCCAGCAAUGGGAUGCUGUUGAGGAUGUGCAGCUAUCGAUGAGGAGAAAGGUUAUUGACAAAACAGCAGGGUGCAGCUGGGUUGAAGUGGAUAGUGUUGUUCAUGAGUUCUUAGCAGGAGACUUCUACCAUCCCAAAUUUGAUGAGAUUUAUACUAUCCUGGAGCACCUGUAUAUGGAACUGACAUAAGGUUUAUGAUAUGGAAGAUACAUAUCUGGAUGAAGAGGAUCUGUGCAUUGUAACGAGAAAUUAUACCUGCACAAAAUAUUAUAACGAUACUAUCAGAGACGUAGAGGUAAUGCAAAUUGCAGACUUAUUGACAAGCAGAGAAGUAUAGUAACAAAUUGUUUGUCCACUCCAUGCACAAUGCAGACUUCCAGUCAUUUGCAUCUUAACGGAUUGUGUGCUGAGGAUGUUCAGGGGUGCCCGGUUUCCUCAUUGCUACAUUUGGAAGGAAAGGCAUUACUUGAUAGUUCCAGAAUGGUGUGAUGAUAUUCUUGUUACUAACAGCUGUUGCUGUCAGAUUGUCACAUUGGAUGUCAAAAGAAUAUCAAAUCUGCUUUCAAGCUUAAACUGAGGAAGUUACUGCCAUAUUUCCCAGAGGCUGGAGAGACCCCUGCACUCAAGGGGGCCAUCACCACACAGUUGGUGCUGAAUACUAAGAACACAGGCUUCUUGCUGCAUAUGGAUUAUGAAAUAUGAUAUGCUUGGGGUUGAGCCUCUGCUCUGCCGCUUUCCUGGGUCACCAAGCCAGCCUCUCCAACUAUUCUGCUUCUGGACUGGACGACUUUGGUUCCUUUGACUUGUUCACACAGACAUGCGACACGUUUUGGAUACCCAUCUUCGAUGUAGGGCAUUUCAUCCGAGGCACUCCUCAAUGUAGUCGAGAACAAGGUGUGUUUGGUAACUUUGGCAGAUAGGCACCAAGCAAAUAAAAAUUUUGGGAAUAUUUUGAAUUAUUUGGAUGAUAGGAAAAAUAUCGAAAAUCAAGACAGAAGGAGAAAGCAUGAGGUCUUACCUUACGUUUGCUUUUUUGUAAAAAUUCAUACGAAACAAGCUGUUCCACAGGGAUUUAAUUGUAUAUGUUCUUUUGGACUUCAGUGGAAUAUUCUUAUGGAUUUAAAAUUUCAAAUA
This is a messenger RNA of Oryza sativa Japonica Group (Japanese rice), 5583 nucleotides long. Its product is annotated as pentatricopeptide repeat-containing protein At3g29230. The record is from RefSeq and is a predicted model, not a curated record. Gene Ontology annotation, molecular function: protein binding. Lineage: Eukaryota; Viridiplantae; Streptophyta; Magnoliopsida; Poales; Poaceae.